AUGGCUUUAGGAGAAACAGGUCCAGAGCCUCUGUACCUACAGCCUCUGCACCAUCACAGCCUCUGCACCAUCAGCCUCUGCACCAUCACAGCCUCUGCACCAUCACAGCCUCUGCACCAUCACAGCCUCUGCACCAUCACAGCCUCUGCACCUACAGCCUCUGCACCAUCACAGCCUCUGCACCUACAGCCUCUGCACCAUCACAGCCUCUGCACCAUCACAGCCUCUGCACCGUCACAGCCUCUGCACCAUCACAGCCUCUGCACCAUCACAGCCUCUGCACCUACAGCCUCUGCACCGUCACAGCCUCUGCACCGUCACAGCCUCUGCACCAUCACAGCCUCUGCACCUACAGCCUCUGCACCACCACAGCCUCUGCACCUACAGCCUCUGCACCAUCACAGCCUCUGCACCAUCACAGCCUCUGCACCGUCACAGCCUCUGCACCACCACAGCCUCUGCACCGUCACAGCCUCUGCACCGUCACAGCCUCUGCACCAUCACAGCCUCUGCACCGUCACAGCCUCUGCACCACCACAGCCUCAGCACCAUCACAGCCUCUGCACCAUCACAGCCUCUGCACCAUCACAGCCUCUGCACCGUCACAGCCUCUGCACCGUCACAGCCUCUGCACCAUCACAGCCUCUGCACCAUCACAGCCUCUACACCAUCACAGCCAGCCUCUGCACCUACAGCCUCUGCACCUACAGCCUCUGCACCACCACAGCCUCUGCACCUACACCCUCUGCACCUACAGCCUCUGCACCGUCACAGCCUCUGCACCGUCACAGCCUCUGCACCGUCACAGCCUCUGCACCACCACAGCCUCAGCACCAUCACAGCCUCUGCACCUACAGCCUCUGCACCUACAGCCUCUGCACCACCACAGCCUCUGCACCAUCACAGCCUCUGCACCAUCACAGCCUCUGCACCAUCACAGCCUCUGCACCUACAGCCUCUGCACCACCACAGCCUCUGCACCAUCACAGCCUCUGCACCUACAGCCUCUGCACCAUCACAGCCUCUGCACCACCACAGCCUCUGCACCAUCACAGCCUCUGCACCUACAGCCUCUGCACCUACAGCCUCUGCACCGUCACAGCCUCUGCACCACCACAGCCUCUGCACCGUCACAGCCUCUGCACCGUCACAGCCUCUGCACCAUCACAGCCUCUGCACCAUCACAGCCUCUGCACCACCACAGCCUCAGCACCAUCACAGCCUCUGCACCUACGCCCUCUGCACCACCACAGCCUCUGCACCAUCACAGCCUCUGCACCUACAGCCUCUGCACCAUCACAGCCUCUGCACCACCACAGCCUCUGCACCAUCACAGCCUCUGCACCAUCACAGCCUCUGCACCAUCACAGCCUCUGCACCACCACAGCCUCUGCACCAUCACAGCCUCUGCAUCACCACAAGGGUCUUUCUGCACAGACCGAGGUACAGACCGAGGCACAGACCGAGGCACAGACCGAGGCACAGACCUACAGACCGAGGUACAGACCGAGGCACAGACCGAGGUACAGACCGAGGCACAGACCGAGGUACAGACCGAGGCACAGACCGAGGCACAGACCUACAGACCGAGGCACAGACCGAGGCACAGACCGAGGUACAGACCGAGGCACAGACCGAGGCACAGACCGAGGCACAGACCGAGGCACAGACCGAGGCACAGACCGAGGUACAGACCGAGGCACAGACCGAGGCACAGACCGAGGUACAGACCGAGGCACAGACCGAGGUACAGACCGAGGUACAGACCGAGGCACAGACCGAGGUACAGACCGAGGCACAGACCGAGGUACAGACCGAGGCACAGACCGAGGUACAGACCGAGGCACAGACCGAGGUACAGACCGAGGUACAGACCUACAGACCGAGGCACAGACCGAGGCACAGACCGAGGCACAGACCGAGGUACAGACCGAGGCACAGACCGAGGCACAGACCGAGGUACAGACCGAGGCACAGACCGAGGCACAGACCGAGGUACAGACCGAGGCACAGACCGAGGCACAGACCGAGGUACAGACCGAGGCACAGACCGAGGUACAGACCGAGGUACAGACCGAGGCACAGACCGAGGUACAGACCGAGGCACAGACCGAGGCACAGACCGAGGCACAGACCGAGGCACAGACCGAGGCACAGACCCACAGACCGAGGCACAGACCGAGGUACAGACCGAGGCACAGACCGAGGCACAGACCGAGGCACAGACCGAGGCACAGACCGAGGCACAGACCGAGGUACAGACCGAGGCACAGACCGAGGCACAGACCGAGGCACAGACCGAGGCACAGACCGAGGCACAGACCGAGGUACAGACCGAGGCACAGACCUACAGACCGAGGUACAGACCUACAGACCGAGGCACAGACCGAGGCACAGACCGAGGCACAGACCGAGGUACAGACCGAGGUACAGACCUACAGACCGAGGCACAGACCGAGGCACAGACCGAGGUACAGACCGAGGUACAGACCGAGGUACAGACCUACAGACCGAGGUACAGACCGAGGCACAGACCGAGGCACAGACCGAGGCACAGACCGAGGCACAGACCGAGGUACAGACCGAGGCACAGACCGAGGUACAGACCGAGGCACAGACCGAGGUACAGACCUACAGACCGAGGCACAGACCGAGGCACAGACCGAGGCACAGACCGAGGCACAGACCGAGGUACAGACCGAGGCACAGACCGAGGCACAGACCGAGGUACAGACCGAGGCACAGACCGAGGCACAGACCGAGGCACAGACCGAGGUACAGACCUACAGACCGAGGUACAGACCGAGGCACAGACCGAGGUACAGACCGAGGUACAGACCGAGGCACAGACCGAGGUACAGACCUACAGACCGAGGUACAGACCGAGGCACAGACCGAGGUACAGACCGAGGUACAGACCGAGGCACAGACCGAGGUACAGACCUACAGACCGAGGUACAGACCGAGGCACAGACCGAGGCACAGACCGAGGUACAGACCGAGGCACAGACCGAGGUACAGACCGAGGCACAGACCGAGGUACAGACCGAGGCACAGACCGAGGUACAGACCGAGGUACAGACCUACAGACCGAGGCACAGACCGAGGUACAGACCGAGGCACAGACCGAGGUACAGACCGAGGUACAGACCGAGGCACAGACCGAGGCACAGACCGAGGUACAGACCUACAGACCGAGGCACAGACCGAGGCACAGACCGAGGUACAGACCGAGGUACAGACCGAGGUACAGACCUACAGACCGAGGUACAGACCGAGGCACAGACCGAGGCACAGACCGAGGCACAGACCGAGGUACAGACCGAGGUACAGACCGAGGCACAGACCGAGGCACAGACCGAGGUACAGACCUACAGACCGAGGCACAGACCGAGGCACAGACCGAGGUACAGACCGAGGUACAGACCGAGGCACAGACCUACAGACCGAGGUACAGACCGAGGCACAGACCUACAGACCGAGGCACAGACCGAGGCACAGACCGAGGCACAGACCGAGGUACAGACCGAGGGACAGACCGAGGUACAGACCUACAGACCGAGGCACAGACCGAGGCACAGACCGAGGCACAGACCUACAGACCGAGGUACAGACCUACAGACCGAGGCACAGACCGAGGCACAGACCGAGGUACAGACCGAGGCACAGACCGAGGCACAGACCGAGGUACAGACCGAGGUACAGACCGAGGUACAGACCGAGGCACAGACCGAGGCACAGACCGAGGCACAGACCGAGGUACAGACCGAGGCACAGACCGAGGCACAGACCGAGGCACAGACCGAGGUACAGACCGAGGCACAGACCGAGGUACAGACCGAGGCACAGACCGAGGUACAGACCGAGGCACAGACCGAGGCACAGACCCAGGCACAGACCGAGACCGAGGCACAGACCGAGGUACAGACCGAGGCACAGACCGAGGCACAGACCGAGGUACAGACCGAGGUACAGACCGAGGCACAGACCGAGGUACAGACCGAGGCACAGACCGAGGUACAGACCGAGGCACAGACCGAGGCACAGACCGAGGCACAGACCGAGGAACAGACCGAGGCACAGACCGAGGCACAGACCGAGGCACAGACCGAGGCACAGACCGAGACCGAGGCACAGACCGAGGCACAGACCGAGGUACAGACCGAGGUACAGACCGAGGCACAGACCGAGGUACAGACCGAGGUACAGACCGAGGUACAGACCGAGGCACAGACCGAGGUACAGACCGAGGUACAGACCGAGGUACAGACCGAGGCACAGACCGAGGCACAGACCGAGGCACAGACCGAGGCACAGACCGAGGCACAGACCGAGGCACAGACCGAGGCACAGACCCAGGCACAGACCGAGGUACAGACCUACAGACCGAGGUACAGACCGAGGCACAGACCGAGGCACAGACCGAGGCACAGACCCAGGCACAGACCCAGGUACAGACCUACAGACCGAGGUACAGACCGAGGCACAGACCGAGGCACAGACCGAGGUACAGACCGAGGCACAGACCGAGGCACAGACCGAGGUACGAUGGGUUUGAAGUAA
Molecule: messenger RNA, 4563 nt
Organism: Knipowitschia caucasica
Lineage: Eukaryota; Metazoa; Chordata; Actinopteri; Gobiiformes; Gobiidae
Source: the annotation of a GenBank genome assembly